AUGUCUCCCAACCCAUAUGCUUGCCGUUUGAACAGACUUCGCCGGAAACACAAGCCAGCAACCCCUCUGCAGGAAGCAUUUAUCGCCCAGCAGGCCAAAAAUCGUGCUCAAGCUGGCCAAGCCUCUCAAGCCUUUUUUCAAGGGAACGCUGGCAACCCGAGGCUACCUGUUGAAUAUCGACCAGAAUGGGUCAAUAUUCCUAUGGACGAGGAAGACGAAUUUGAUGAUCAUCCACCAGAACCUCAUUUCAACGCAAUGGACAAAGACAAGGUUGAACUUCUGGAGCGCAUUGCUAGGGCUCAAUAUCAUGCAAAACGUUUAGAAAAGCAAAAACAAUGGCUUAACCAAUGUGAAAAAAUGCUACCGUUCUUCUUGUGUGGUCGUCAACUAACCUCAGAAUGGGGUGAUAUCUUGAAGUGGGACUCCGACCAUAAAAGAGAAUUUGGUUCUAUGACAAGUCGAUUCAAAGUUGUGCUGGAAAGGCUUGAAGAGGCACAGAAAGACUUGGCUAAUAUUGAGACACAAAGCCCAGCUCUCAACUUGGAAUACAUGAAAAACCAGUGGGCUAGACAAAAAGAAAUGCAGGCGCGAAUUAUCAGUGAGACCGCUGAAGAUAAACAGGAGCAAAUCCUAGUAUUGAUUGAGCUUGAAGAGGACAUGCUAGAGGCUUAUUGCAGAGUGGAAGCCAUAUCUGCAAAGCGACCCCGAAUGCGGACAGGCGCUGAGCGGGCAGAGCUGCUUGAUCUCCCCCAAACAUUGAUUGCACUCAAGCAGAAAGUGCAGGACUUGGCGGAAGAACUAGGAUCUGAUGAGUUCUUACACCUCACAGGGACAUCAGAUUCCCAGUCCAAGCUCUUACUGACGGUGCGCUUGUCAAAGUCAAAGCUUUACAAGGCCAAGGUGGGGGUUAUUGAAAACCAGAGACGAGCAGCUUUAAAUACAGGCGAUGUGCAAGCCGAGUCAAGGCUCUUGUACUUGGGUCUAGUGCUAUCAUUGGGUCGGUUAUGGAUGACAUGGAGCAAUGGUUUAAGGAGCAUGCUUGAAAGCACAUCAAUGUACUUUGCGGACAGUCAUAUUGUGGAUGUGGCCCUUCUAACUCAAUGGGAGGAGAUGUGUUUGAAGAGCGCAAUGGAGUGGGCAGCAAUAGUAAAUUUACCAAGUUUGAUUGCAGAGGCCGCGGAGGAAGAUGAAGAUGUUCUUGAAGAUGUUGCAGAUGUUGCGGAUGUGUUUUAA
Molecule: messenger RNA, 1233 nt
Organism: Melampsora larici-populina 98AG31
Lineage: Eukaryota; Fungi; Basidiomycota; Pucciniomycetes; Pucciniales; Melampsoraceae
Exons: 5
Coding region: 1-1233 (410 amino acids)
Source: RefSeq, a predicted model, not a curated record